Messenger RNA from Tachysurus fulvidraco (yellow catfish), 2198 nucleotides. RefSeq names its product alpha-2-macroglobulin-like protein 1. Lineage: Eukaryota; Metazoa; Chordata; Actinopteri; Siluriformes; Bagridae. Gene Ontology annotation, molecular function: endopeptidase inhibitor activity. The record is from RefSeq and is a predicted model, not a curated record. Gene Ontology annotation, cellular component: extracellular region.
UUGAUGUACAACGACAUGCAAUAUGACGACUUACAAGAUGAAUAUGAUGGCACAUCAUAUGCAUAUUAUAGUGGUUCUGGUGUUGUUGGCUUCCAUUUUGAAUUUGCAUCACUAAAUUUUGAACCCAUUGAGACAGUUCACAAAAUCUUCCCAGAAACUUGGAUAUGGGAAUUGUCUGAAGUGGGGGACUCUGGAUCUGUACAGCUUCCACUCACUGUUCCUGACACCAUCACCACUUGGGAGACUGAGGCUUUCUGCGUGUCCUCUAUAGGUCUGGGUCUCGCUCCUCCUGUUCAGCUCAAAGUGUUUCAGCCCUUCUUCCUGGAGCUCUCGUUGCCUUACUCAAUUACACGGGGAGAGGUUUUUGAGCUGAAGGCCACUGUCUUCAAUUAUCUUUCCAAAUGCAUUAUGGUUAAAGUGACUCCAGCCCCUUCCUCAGACUACACUCUUGAAAAAUCUUCUGAUGGCGAGUAUUCAUCCUGUCUGUGUGCAAAUGGAAGAAAGACCUUCAAAUGGACUCUGAUUCCCUCUGUGCUUGGAGUCUUGAAUGUGACAGUGAGUGCAGAGGCAGAACAAUCUCAGACUGUGUGUGAUAAUGAGAUAGUGAGUGUUCCAGAGAGAGGCCGUAUUGACACAGUUACACGAAGACUCAUUGCAAAGGCUGAAGGAACUGAGAAAACAAAGAGCCAGAGUUGGUUAUUAUGCCCACAAGGCAACAGUGUUUCAGAAGAGCUGGAACUGAUUCUUCCUGAGGACAUAAUAGCAGGAUCAGCACAAGCUUCUGUUUCAGUGCUUGGAGACAUACUUGGCCGUGCAUUAAAAAAUCUGGAUGGCCUACUAAGGAUGCCAUAUGGCUGUGGAGAACAAAACAUUGCUCUUCUCGCCCCAAAUAUCUACAUUCUUCAGUAUCUAGAGAACACUGAGCAGCUCACCACAGAUAUCCGUGAGAAGGCUAAUGGUUUCCUUAAGAGUGGAUACCAGAGGCAACUUAACUAUAAACAUAUAAAUGGGGCAUAUAGCACAUUUGGCAGGGGAUUAGGGAACACGUGUCCAGGUAAGAGCAUGAUACUAUUCACAUCUCACAUUUUUAAUCCUGUUGUAAAAAAUGGAUUAUUGUGCCUCAAGUCUACUAUUGGUAACCUGACAAACACCUACACCACUGCACUGUUGGCCUACACUUUCAGUCUGGCAGGAGAGAAUGAAACUCGGGAACGGCUACUAAAAGAGUUGGAUGACGUUGCCAUUACAGGAGAUGGUUGUCUUCACUGGUCUCAGUCAGCAUUAGAUGAUUCCAGCUCAUUGUCAGUGGAAAUCAGUUCCUACGUGCUCCUAGUUGUUCUCACUACAGGUCAACCCACUGCUGCUGAAUUGGGUUAUGCUAAUAGGAUAGUCAGCUGGCUUGUGAAGCAACAAAAUCCCUAUGGAGGCUUUUCAUCCACCCAGGACACAGUCGUGGCUCUCCAAGCUCUGGCUCUGUACUCCACUAAAGUGUUCAGCUCAGAAGGCUCUAGCACAGUAACUGUAAAGUCUGCAGCUGGACACAGUCACAACUUUGAUGUGAAUCAGAACAACAAGUUAAUGUACCAAGAAAGAUCAUUGCAGGAUGUUCAUUGUAAAUACAGCAUUGAUGUGAAGGGCUCCACCUGUGUAUCAGUGCAGACAUCACUUUUCUACAAUGUCCCCACACCUACUGAAAUCGAAAGUACACUGAGCAUUACAGCAAAGACUGAGGGAAACUGCACAAAAUCAUUUGGACACACUUUGUCCCUGAAGUUCAUUGUUGAAUAUAAUGGAGCACUAAACAGCACUAACAUGAUCAUAGUGGACAUAAAACUGUUAUCAGGGUUCUCAGCAGAUCCUGCUGAAAUGAAAAAAGAACUUUUGGUUGAACGGGUUGAUUCUAAAGAUGACCAUAUUAUCAUGUAUAUCAAAGAGCUACAAAAUAAUAUUCCUAUAAACUAUGAGCUACACACUAAGCAGGUGCUUCCUGUCAAGAAUCUCAAGCCAGCGGUUAUCAAAGUUUACGAUUAUUACCAAACAAGUGACAAGUCUGAGAUAGAGUACACUUCUCCCUGUGUGUAGGGUUUUAUAUUGGGACAGAAGAUGCAGAAAAAUCCUUUGCCUAUCUGCUGUAUGAUGGUCUUUCUUUCUCAUUAAGAAUUUUUGUUAUUGAAAUAAAGAAUACCCUUUAAACUCUU